AUGGGCAUCAAGGUUCGCCCCCGCUGCUUCCUCGACAUAGGAAUCAGUAAUGUUCUUGUUGGCAGAGUUGUGGUGGAACUGUUUGCAGACAUAUGUCCCAAAACCUGUGAAAACUUCCGAUGCCUUUGCACAGGAUCCGUCUUCCAUCGAAUCGUAAAGGAUUUCAUGAUCCAAGGAGGCGACUUCAGUGAAGGAAAUGGAAAAGGAGGCGAGUCCAUCUAUGGAGGGUUUUUUGAAGAUGAAAGCUUUGCUGUUAAACACAAUAAGGAUUAUCUGCUGUCAAUGGCCAAUAGAGGCAAAGACACAAAUGGGUCUCAGUUUUUUAUGUCAGAACCUGAGAUUGUUGAAGAGAAAGAGCAAGAGGAGUUGGUUACAUCGACCGUACGGCCUGAAGAAAUACCACCCGUCCCUGAGAAUCGAUUCCUCAUGAGGAAAAGUCCUCCAGCAGUCGAGAAGCCAAAUGAGGACGGAGAAAAGGACCAGAGAAAGAGAGAAGACCGGCCGAGGGAGAAUGCGUAUAAUUCUCAUUCAGCAUAUGACAGGCGAUUAGUGGUGACGACUCGAUCAGGGAGGAAGAUAAAGGGCAGAGGGCCGAGGAGAUACCGAACUCCAUCACGAUCUCGCUCAAGAUCAAGAGAUCGUUUUAGGCGGAGCGAAACUCCUCCUCAUUGGCGUCAUGAAAUGCAGCGUCAAAGGAUGAGGGCGGUCACAGGGGAGCGCUGGAUAAAGGGUGACAGAAGUGAGCUGAAUGAAGCAAGGGAAGAGGAAGCUAAAGCUCCAAGAAGAGAGAGAAACGCGUCGGACUCCAAGCAAGAGCAAACUUCUGAGGGUAAAAAAGAGAAGAAAUCUCGUAAGUCAAGAAGCAAAGAAAAGGAGGCUGCAGAAAAGGAUGGGAAGCACGGCACACACAAGGCAAAGAAAAGGGAUAAAUCCCAGAGUCGCAGUAAAAGCAGAGAGAGGAGCAAACGGUCAAAAAGCAGAGACAGGGGUAAAAAACACAAGAGCGACGACAGGAAGGGUCGAUCGAAGAGCAAUGACAGAAGUGCUAAAAACGAAAAGGAGUCAGAUCAAAGUAAAGAUAAAGACAAGGGUCAGGAAUCCAGCAAAAAACACAAAGACGAGAGCAAAGACAAGAGUGAUGAGAGAACUAGAACAAAGUCUCGCAGCAAAGAAAGAGCAUCUGCAAAGGCCGAGCGUAGAUCCAGCAGCAGAAGCAGGGAUCGAGGCGGACGCUCAAGGUCCAGAGAUAAGGAGGAGAAAAGAGACAAGGACAAAGAGAGGGGCAAAGACCGGAGCAGGAGCAAGGAGAGACGACACAACAGCGAAAAGGAGAGCAGGAGGCGCUCGUCUAGAGAUCAACGAUCAAGAAGUCCAGACAGAAACAGAACGAGAGACUCCAAGAGAAGCCGGCGCUCCAGAAGCAGGAGUCGUGGAAGAGACCACAGCAAAGAGCGGUCCUCUCACCGAAGAGAGCGCCGAAGGAGACGAAGCAGCAGCAGCAGUAGCAGCAGCUCUGAUAGGGACCGAGCAGACAAAAAGAAGAGUCAGAGCAGCCCCAGAGCCAAGAGGAGCGCAAAGAGUACCUCCAGAGAGAGAAGGAGCCCAGCGAAACCAGACAGUACGAAAGGCAAAAAGAAAAGCGAUAAGAAGAGCCAGUCGACUUCUGGCUCCAGCUCGGACUCAGACUGA
This is a messenger RNA of Oryzias melastigma (Indian medaka), 1689 nucleotides long. It is a transcript of the gene ppig, whose product is annotated as peptidylprolyl isomerase G (cyclophilin G). Bases 1 to 1689 code for a protein of 562 amino acids. Gene Ontology annotation, biological process: protein peptidyl-prolyl isomerization. Gene Ontology annotation, molecular function: peptidyl-prolyl cis-trans isomerase activity. Gene Ontology annotation, cellular component: nucleus. NCBI's taxonomy places the organism in Eukaryota, Metazoa, Chordata, Actinopteri, Beloniformes, Adrianichthyidae. The transcript is spliced from 9 exons. The record is from RefSeq and is a predicted model, not a curated record.